CCAAGGACAAGGCCAUGCUUCGGUAAUCUGGGCGCAGCCAACUGAUUUUUCUUUCGUAACAUCUUGUUGACCCGUCGGUAUCGUUCUUUCACUGAGAGAUCUCGUCAUGACUUAUUUGUGUUGGGUUUUGAUUGGCUUUGCAUUGAUCUGCUUAAUCACCAACGUUUGCUCACAAGAGUGCAGCGACGAUUUUCAGUGUGAAAAAGGAGAAGUAUGCUGUAAAGACCAGUUUGACAAGGGAGUCUGUUUAGCAUCUAUACCUUGUCCUCAGAGGUGCAAAGAUGACUCCGAUUGUCCCUAUGGAAAGACAUGCUCCACUCACCUGAGUGACGGCAAGAGUUUAUGCUGGGAAACCACAGACGCCACAGACGCCUAUCAACCUGAGCCGUUUACCUCAACAGGGGUUGAUUUUCCCACCGAUAUUGAGCCCGUAACUUAUGAAUGGGAUGGUCCUUACCAUGAUACAGAUGAUACGGACACAGAGUCUUCGGGCAGUGGAGCACUCUAUGUGAUCAUAGUCUUCGCCGUUAUAGCGAAAUGUCUUCUUUGGUGUGGGUGCUGGAGGUUGAGAUACCAAAGAUCCUUUCAACAACGGAGGAUGGUGACGCUCAUUGUGGCUCAUCCGGAACAGACUGAAGCGCGUCCAAAUACAGCUUCACCAGGUGCUACUUCCGAAAAUGAAAUGCAACCAGGGAAUUAUUAUUCUAAUGCUGCGGUAGUCGAUGUGAGUGAUGUUGCUCCUCUUUUGCCAUUCGAUGCUCCGCCACCUUACAGCCCACCGACAUUUGAGAAAAGCAAAAAUGUCAAUGAAGAACCAGCCAACGUGGUCGAAAUGCAAACAGGAAGUUCCACUCCAAAUCCGCGCUGCUGGGCUCCCUUCAAAGAGGAAGAAGUGUCUCUUCUCCCAACUAUUGCUGGUACACAACCCGAAGGUGCAGAGGAGUUUAAGCAACACUGAGGAAUGAAGACAACCAGUAAGAAAAAACGGCCGACGAGUUAUGUCGAAGAAGUUUUCAUGAUGCACACCGGAUGUGAUAUGGUUCAAUGACUCUUUUUGAAACCAUGCAUUGAUAUCACUUUUGUGUUUUGUCCGAUUAUUGUAGCUCUUGUAUUAUUUAUCUUUAUUACGGUAUUCUCAACCCAUUAACAAAAUUUACGACAAUAAAUUCAAGUUAAUCUUUGCCAUAACUUGUGGAUUGUCCGAUCCUCGUGAUGUGGUAGUGCUCCUUGAGACCUACAAUAGAUCAACAUGUGUAGAAAGUUCAUAUCAGAAAUAAAACCAACG
Molecule: messenger RNA, 1285 nt
Organism: Pocillopora damicornis (cauliflower coral)
Lineage: Eukaryota; Metazoa; Cnidaria; Anthozoa; Scleractinia; Pocilloporidae
Source: RefSeq, a predicted model, not a curated record